AUGAAAUUUGCCGAACAUUUAUCAGCACAUGUAACACCAGAAUGGAAUUCACAAUAUAUUCGAUAUGAUGAAAUGAAAGAGUUACUUGCUCAAGCUAUUGUGAAAGCACAGCCAUUCGUCGAUGAAAAUGAUAAGUUGUUGCGUGAACAAUUUUUUCUACGUGUCGAUGAACAUUUCUUUCAAUAUUGUGAAAAGGAAGCAACAAAAAUCAAUACAUUUUUCGCAGAAAAACUUGCUGAAGCAUCCAGAAGAUGGGAAACAUUGAAAUAUGAAGUUAUGCAAAUGGAACAAGCACAUCGGUCUACACUUCAUCGUUCAAUAGUAACAUCUUCGGGUAGUGCCCGUUCCAAUGAUCCAAAUAUUGGUGCUACUAAUACAGAUGGUGGCACAUCAACAAAAUUAAAACGUCGUUCUGGUCAUAGCGAAGACGAUCAUUUAACGGUAUCAUUGACACGGGUACUACCUGAAGGUUUACUUGAAAAAACUCGUGAAAAACAUUCACAACGUGUUCAAUAUCGAAAACGAACUGAUUUAAAAUUAGCUUUCAGUGAAUUUUAUUUAAUGCUUGUUCUAUUACAAAAUUAUCAAACACUUAAUUUUACGGGUUUUCGUAAAAUAUUGAAAAAACAUGAUAAAUUAUUUCAAACAACUCGCGGUGAAGAAUGGCGAAAAUUACAUAUUGAUUCUGCACCAUACCAUAUAUCGCAACGUGUUGAUCAAUUAAUUAGCGAUGUUGAAAUGGUGUAUACUGAUACAUUCGAAUCGGGUGAUCGAGCUCGUGCAAUGAAACGUUUACGUGUACCACCACUCGAAGAGAAGCAAUCACCAGCCGUUACAUUUCGUGUUGGAAUUUUUGUUGGAAUGCUUUGUUUACUACUUCCCACCGUUAUUGUACUCAGUACACAUCUUCACGAUAGUCAAUCAACGAAACCAUUAGCUUGGCGACAAGCAUUAUUUUUAUAUCGUUCAACAUUUCUUGUUGUUUUACAUAUUGUUCUAGUUGGUAUAAAUGUUUAUGGUUGGUCAGCAUCUGGUGUUAAUCAUGUACUUAUAUUUGAAAUCGAUCCACGAAAUCAUUUAACUUAUCAACAAUUUCUUGAAAUCGGUACAUUUUUAUUUGUUCUUUGGUUUUUAAGUUUUACUGGAUUUAUUCUUUCGUCUUAUUAUGAUUUUCAUCCAUUUGUUCACCCACUUGGUUUUGUUACAUUGAUACUUCUUUUGCUAUUUAAUCCAACGCCGACACUUUAUCAUCAUGCACGUUUCUGGUUUUUAAAAACAUUAUAUCGAGUAAUUUGUGCACCGUUUUAUCGUGUUGGUUUUGCUGACUUUUGGCUAGGCGAUCAAUUGACAUCAUUAGAAUUAAUAUUUUUUGAUAUAGAAUAUUUUUUUUGUUUUUACAUCUAUGAUGUUGGAUGGUGGCCGGUUUAUUCUUUAUCGCCAACUCGUAGUGCACUUUGUAAUGGUUGGCUUCAAAUAGUUUUACAAACAAUAUUAAUGAUUUUACCAUCAUGGUUUCGUUUUGCUCAAUGUUUAAGACGAUAUCGUGAUACAAAACAAAAAUUUCCUCAUUUAGCUAAUGCUGGAAAAUAUGCAACUGGAUUUCUUGUUAUAAGUACAAAUUCUGUACGUCGUGCAACAACCAUACAUUUUCUUAAUGAUCCAACAGCAAAUCCAUUUCUAUAUGUUUGGAUUAUUGCAUCAUUUAUAGGUGCGACAUAUAAAUUAAUAUGGGAUUUAAAAAUGGAUUGGGGAUUUUUCGAUGCAAAUGAUAAUGAAAAUAAAUUUCUUCGUGAACAAAUUGUUUAUCCGUCGAAAUUUUAUUAUUAUGCAGGUAUUAUACAGGAUGUUACUUUUCGUUAUAUAUGGAUUAUAAAUGUCUUUAUGCAUUUUCGUACACGAUCCGCUGAAUAUGCCGAUGUAAUUGGUUUCAUAUUUGGUUUAAUUGAAGUUUUUCGUCGUUUUAUAUGGAAUUAUUUUCGUUUAGAAAACGAACAUUUAAAUAAUUGUGGAGAAUUUCGUGCUGUACGAGAUAUAAGUAUUGCGCCAAUAUCAAUGAGAGUUGAUCAUGGAACUUUAGAAGAUAUGAUGGACAAAGAGAAUGGUGUUCAUAAUCGACGUAAUGCCAAACGACAUGAUUUAACAAAAGAAAAGAUCAAAAGAAAAACAUUAACUACCAAUGAAACAACUGAUAAUGAUACUGCUCAUGUUAAUACACCGUCUCAAUAG
Rotaria socialis is the source of this 2226-nucleotide messenger RNA. Lineage: Eukaryota; Metazoa; Rotifera; Eurotatoria; Philodinida; Philodinidae. The record is from the annotation of a GenBank genome assembly.